Orbicella faveolata is the source of this 2365-nucleotide messenger RNA. RefSeq lists its product as uncharacterized. Lineage: Eukaryota; Metazoa; Cnidaria; Anthozoa; Scleractinia; Merulinidae. Gene Ontology annotation, cellular component: cytoplasm; phosphatidylinositol 3-kinase complex. The record is from RefSeq and is a predicted model, not a curated record. Gene Ontology annotation, molecular function: signaling adaptor activity; 1-phosphatidylinositol-3-kinase regulator activity; receptor tyrosine kinase binding. Gene Ontology annotation, biological process: enzyme-linked receptor protein signaling pathway; cell migration; phosphatidylinositol phosphate biosynthetic process.
UUUAAUUCCUGGCCAUUUUUAUGACAGGAAAGUCUUCAUGACUGUGUAAAGCCUUUCUCAUUGAAGAAAAUAAAUGGAAUAACAUUUCUGAACUUAUCAGAUUAUGAGAUCACGUCACUUCGCAUAUCACAAGAGAGUAAGAGAAAACUGACAAAAGUGCUCAAAAAGAUAAAGGCAAAGAGAAGAAAUGUCAAUAAAAGAUUUGAUGGGGAAACAUCAAGGAUUGAAGGGAGAAAAAAACCUUCUAUACCAGCACAUGUACACGAUGACCCUCAUGAAGAUGCAGAAAGUGACGGCUGGUGUACAGAUGAAUUUUCUGAUGACCCUGAUGAGGAAGAUGAGGAGGAACAAAGUGAUGAUGACUCAGGCGGAGAAUACAUUGAACCAGAAGGAGAUGACACUCUUAAUCAUACUCCAGGUUCACCAAGUAAGGAAGUUGCUAGUGUUCCCCUUGGUCUGGUUGCUCAAUUAAAAGCAGGUUUGAAUGGAACCAUUCGAAAAAAUGCUUUUAUGGGUCCUCCCACAAGUCCACACACCAAGACUACUCCAUCACCAUUUGAAGAUGAAGAAGAUCAGAUAUAUGAUGAACCACCAGAUGGUGAAGAAGACGAAGUUUAUGAACAACCGAGUGAUGAUUCUGGAGGAGGCAUUGUAGUCCGCCCAAUGUCGCAUAGGAAAAUAAUAAAAUGUGAUUCUGACAAGGGAGAAUAUCUUGACGCAAGGGCCCCAAAGUACGUCGACAAAGACAAUGCAGCAGGUACUCCUCCUCCUCCUCCUCCUGGCCGGCCUCCAAAACCUGGAAAUUUAAAGGGAAAAAAGCCUAUGCCCCCACCAGCGUCAAUGGAGCAGGAAAUUUAUGACGAGGUGCCAGAAGACGAUGAAACAGGUAGAACGCAAGUUGUUGAACCUGACCAAGAAACAUAUGAGGUGCCAGAUGAUGGAGGCCAGGAUACUGGGAAUUCACAACAUGAUCAGUCAUUCUCUGAAACGUAUGAAGUACCUGAUCAAGCUGAUCAACAAGAAACGUACGAGGUGCCAGAAGAACCAGCACCAGCUCGGCCACCACCAAGAAAACCAGGGGGUGUGUUUGGAUUGAAACCUCCAAUGCCACAAGUUGAAAAAGCUAAAACACCAUUGCCUAAAGAAGUACCAAAACCAAAACCAGCUGUCAAACCUGCAAUAAAUCCUAAACCUCAAAUCAGCCCAAAACCAAAUACUGCUGGUCCUGCUCAUAACAGUCCAAAGCCAAAUCCUGCUGGUUCCGCUGGCCGAACAUCAAGACUUUACCCAACACCUAAAGAUACAAACACAGUUUCUCCUGAACCACCAUCACCAAAAAGGUUGUCUGGGCUGCCUCCACCUGGAUCAAGACCUGCAGUUAUUCCUCCCCCAUCACAAGAAUCAGAGAGAAACAACAAUGAGAUUCCUAAAAGUACUUCCUCUCCAAGGAUUCAGCCACCAGGUAGGAGACCAAUUCCUCCUCCAGUUGAUGACACACCCCCUCCCCCACCUAGGCCUGGCGUUAAGCCACCACCUCUUAAGCCUCCAAGACUAAGUGACUCUGAUAACCAAGAUGACCAUUUUAACCCACCUGGGAGGCAAUUACCAGCCACGAAAAUGAAUAAAUCACCACUACCUGCACCACCUGAACCAAAGGCUGUCGAUCCGCUAAAACAGUCUCCUUGGUUCCAAGGACCUUUAGAUAAAAAAGUAGCUGAAAGUGCAUUAAAAUCUUUCUCCAAGGAAGGGGCAUUUAUUGUGCGGAACAGCUCCAAAGAUCAAAAUAACUACUCCAUGUCUUUCUUUUUCCAAGGGAAUGUGAAACAUCUCAGAAUGCCUCGGAUCAAUAACAGAUUUGUGCUUGGAGACAGUGGGAAAGUGCAAUUCAGUACUAUAAUUGAAUUGGUUGACUACUACAGCCAACACCCUGUUGAUCUGAAGUCAGGAGGCUCUACAUGUCUUACUGCCGCAUGCCCGGUGAGGUUAUGAUCAACCGACGGAUUCCAGAAGAUCCAAUGUUAUUAGAAUUCCACUACUAGGUACCAUCUGCCUUGCAGAGACAACCUGGAAAUGUUUCUGUUAGGCUGUAUUCCCGACUGAAGCCGGAGAGAUGUCGAGGAAACGUCAGGUUUCAGUUUAACUUAAUGUUACUAGUGUAAAUAUAUUAAUUGCACAAAGUGCUUGGUAAUUUAUCGCGUUGGAACAUGUGGGGGCUAUCGUUAAGGACGUUUAUUGGUUUAAGAACAUUAACGAAUCGAGAAAAAAAACUUAUGGUCUUUUUCUCUCAUCAGAUUCAUUCAUGCCUGUCAUAAUUAUGUUUCAACUGAAAAACGGUCCCUAUGUUAAAUUUAAAAAAAAAAAAAAA